Coffea arabica (coffee) is the source of this 2009-nucleotide messenger RNA. NCBI's taxonomy places the organism in Eukaryota, Viridiplantae, Streptophyta, Magnoliopsida, Gentianales, Rubiaceae. The record is from RefSeq and is a predicted model, not a curated record.
AUGGGGACAAGGUUUGUUGGGAAGGUGCCAGUGUAAAUGAGCUCAUAAAGAUUAGAUGUUGCGCUGAGUAGCUUUAGGUUGAUGCAUGGUUGAAUGUAGCGUAACCGUGGAAUUUGGCUUAAUUUGCCUCCUAGACACAGGAAGAGUGUUGGAGCCGAGAAAGGACCGGGGUGCCGAGAGAAUCAGUGCUAAGCUAAUUGUGAGAUUAGGUGGGAUCAGAUCAACUCCUCGAUAUUACGUAAUAAUGAGUUCAAAGAGAGUCUGCUUGAAGCUCAGCUUUCUUGUGGUAUCUAGCCAUUUUUCUACACCAAAUAACUUUUGCAGUAUCUAAAUAAGCGACCUUUUCCGUACGUAUCAGCCCUCUCCCGCCCGAGUAGGAACUUCUCUCUGUCCAUCUAGAAGGUAAUAGGCCAAGCCCUGCAAAACUUGUGCUUGAAUUCCGUACAGUCCACUCCUUUAUCUACUACUAAUUGCUAGGUCGUUUGCAUUUUUUUUUUUUGGGUCUCCAAUAAUUUGUGGUAAGAGCAGAAGUUUUCUUGAAAUCUGUUAUGUGUUAGGGAGGCUCUAGUUAUUGUUCUCUCAAUCUGUGGCUACCGGCUCUCCUCUCCUCGGCUUGCAGGUUAUCAUAGUAGGCGCACAAUUUUGCUUGAGGAUCAAGAAAGUUAAGAAUUUUAACUUUCAGGGGGUAAUCAUACGUGCUUCCUCUCCCUAGCGGGUAAUCUGGUUCGAAGGUUCAAACUAGAACCGAGUAAGCAAGAGGACUAGGGAAGGAAAGCUAGCAGCGAAUAACUGUGUUUUUUCUUGUGUUUCCCUGUCCAAUCUCCACUGGAUGGUGUCUAGCACUUGAAAUUUUUUUCACUGAAGUAUUCCAGAUCAAGACUGUAUCACAUAACCAAGAAAAUUUUUUGCUGUUGUAUGGGUCGGAUGAAUUAUCUAAUUUCCAUAUCCUUUGUUGUCCGAUAUACUCUGGAAUUGUGGUGGAGUGAUGAAAUCUGCGGUCUAUCUGCGUAACCAUUUCUUCUUGUGGUUUGAAGCCCUCUGCGACUCUGUCCUUGUUAUCAUCAAGCUGCAACUGCAAGCGAAGGAGGAGAGUCUUCCUGCUGGAUUUGUUUCGUACGUACACUUCAUGAUCUGGUCGUGAUGACCACUUAUCAUCGCCCGCAUCGCUUGCUCCUGGGAACUCAACCUGAUUCACCCCCAAGAAACGAAAGCAGAACGCACAAUGGAUAUACAAGCGAGACAAAAUUUGACACCAAUAUGGUCAUCAUUCUGGCAGCUCUGCUGUGUGCAUUGAUAUGUGCUCUUGGACUAAAUUCAAUCGUGAGAUGUGCCUUGAGGUGCAGCCGAAGGUUUGCUUUGGAGUCACCGGACGAGACAGCUGCACGCCUGGCUGCAACCGGACUGAAGAAAAGCAUGCUACGGCGGAUACCGGUAGCAGAAUACGGGACCGGAGUCGUUCUACCGGCAACAGACUGUCCAAUAUGCCUAGGGGAAUUUGAGGAUGGGGAGAAGGUAAGAGUGCUGCCAAGGUGUCACCAUGGUUUUCAUGUGAGGUGUAUUGACAUUUGGUUGGCCUCACACUCUUCUUGUCCUACGUGUCGGCAAUCGUUGUUGGAGCAGCAGCCCUCGUGCCCUGAUGAUGCUACGGAUACUGAGGCUCUAAGGCUGCCUGCAAAUGGAUCGGGAGGUCAUGCUGAUGUAUCCGUCUCUGCUGAGGAGGUAGGGUGAAUGCAAUUUAUUUUAUUUAGGUAAACAUUUAAGGAAGGAAAUUGUGCAAGGAUGGAAGGUUGAAACGUCCUUUUCCUAGUCUUGGUUGUCAAUCUAGCCCCUUAUUCUGCAUGAAAAAGAAUCCUUUUUGUACCAUUGUUGUCCGAGAAUUUUAUAGUAAUUUUGAGGGCUGAGACAUGACUGCGACGACUGCUCUCUUUUUCUGGAUUACCACGCAUAAGGAGUGAUGGAAUGAUUUUACGCUUUAAUUAAAUUGGAGGAUUCUUGAUUUUCUGUUGUCA